Molecule: messenger RNA, 1035 nt
Organism: Drosophila ficusphila
Lineage: Eukaryota; Metazoa; Arthropoda; Insecta; Diptera; Drosophilidae
Exons: 3
Coding region: 1-1035 (344 amino acids)
Source: RefSeq, a predicted model, not a curated record
AUGGACACCCCGAAGAGGGCCAAGUCAGAGGGCAUCAAAGAGGCAGCGGCACCCCACCCCCGUCCACCAAGGCCUGAUGAGCCAGCCACAUCGAAGGCGGCGGCGACGAGGAGACCCCCCCCUAAGGCAUCUGCUGGCACACUCAGCGUGUCGAAGGCGGGUGACAAGGGUGAGAAGCAGCCACCCUCCACUUCCACGGCUCCUCUCACGGGCACCUCCUACGCGGAGGCCGCCAAGAGAGUCAGAGUUGCGGUACUACCUGAGGACUACCCGCAGGUCUACCUGAGCAACGAAGAGCUUGCCGAGCUGGAGGAGGCCAUAAUGGACGAUGUAGUCACGUCUGAAUGGGACUCAGCAGUCGCCUUCAGAGGUAUCCACUUUAGGGUCGGAUACCUCCUGAUAGACUGCUUGGACCAGGAUUCAGCGGACUGGCUGAGGACUGUGACGCCUCAGCUAAGGACUUGGAAGGGCGUGCCCCUUGACACUAGGGUAGGGGAAGACAUUCCUGCGGCAUACAAUGUCACAGUCUUCUGCCCUAGAAGCGCAGAAAGAAGCGAUGAGGAGCUUCUGAUGAUGCUGGGACGCCAGAAUAGAAUGGAGGUCGAUUCCUGGAAGGUGAUCUCCCGAAGGAACGACGGAGGCGGGGCACUCCUCGUUAUUGGGAUAGACCAACUCACCCGAGAUGAGAUCGUCUCUAAAGGGCACCAGCUGAACUUUAGAUUCGGGACCGUCUCGCCACAAGAGCCAUUGGGUGCAAAGGAGGAAGCUAUCGCCGAUAUGGACGUGGAGAGUGAGGACGAACAUCUCUCACACUCCCAGGAGGUGGCACAAGAGCCCCUCCUAGAAGAUAUCGACGAGAAGGAGGCCGACGUGGCAGUACAACCCGUUCGGGGUUUGGCCGACCUCAGCGUCUCCCCCGAGGCGCCUCUGCUCUUCGCGCGCCUCCUCCAAUCGGAUAUACUCAGUGCAGUUAGGUUCUCCUCCACUUGGCCCUUCCAUAGGAGCUUUGGUCGUCUCCUUCGUCGUCGGCCGUAG